This is a messenger RNA of Cuscuta europaea, 1946 nucleotides long. The record is from the annotation of a GenBank genome assembly. Lineage: Eukaryota; Viridiplantae; Streptophyta; Magnoliopsida; Solanales; Convolvulaceae.
GGACAACUGCAUAAAUGCGGGUGAAAGUAUUAGGGAGAUGACGAGUCCUCUGCAUGACACUUCCGCGUAGCAGCUGUACGCCCACCGAUUCCCAGAUUUCCUUCUCGCAAACCACUCAUUCCCCAAUCUUCUUCCAAUCCAAACUCCACAAACAGAUUCAGAGGUACGAUGAAUCGGCGAAUCGACACUUGUAAUCCAAAUCUCUGCCGGGAAAUCGAAACAGAACAAACCCCAUUCUGAGUUUCCCUCAUUUGCGUCGGAAAAGGUUAGAUUUCCGGAGUCCGCACGCAUGGCCAAGACUGGGGUAGUGGACGGCGCUGAUUCGUCGGCCGCGAGGGCGGCGGAGCUGAAGAGGGAGUUGCAGAAGGCGGUGAAAGCGAUUGUUAACGAGGAAGGCUCCAAUGUGGAAGCCAUUGAUAGGGCCCACGAAUCGCUUAGCGCCUUGAGGGAUCUCAGAACGAAUUACCCCCGCCGCCGCUCAUCUUUCAGAGAGCAGAACAGUGUAUCUCCGCCGCCGGACUCGUUCCGGUGCCCGCUAUCUAAGGAACUCAUGAGGGACCCAGUGAUUCUUUCUACCGGGCAGACUUACGAUAGGCCAUUCAUCCAGAAAUGGUUAAACAGUGGGAACCGAACGUGCCCAAGAACCCAACAAGUCCUCACACACACCAUACUCACACCCAAUCACUUGGUUUCGGAUCUGAUCAACCAAUGGUGCAAGAAUAACGGGAUCCAACUUCCAGACCCGAUCGGGUCUUCAACGGAUGACGCCGUAACGGAAGCCGAUCGAGACCACUUCCUUUCGCUGCUUGGAAAGAUGUCUUCCACUCUGCCCGAACAAAAAGGCGCCGCGAGAGAAUUGCGUUUGCUGACGAAACGGAUGCCAUCGUUCCGGGCAUUGUUUGGUGAAUCGGUAGACGCAGUUCCUCAACUGCUGGGCCCGUUAUCCAAACUGAACCCCGAGAAUGACAUAAACCCUGACCUGCAAGAAGACCUGAUCACAACCUUAUUGAACCUCUCGAUUCACGACAACAACAAAAAGCUCGUCGCGGAGACUCCUAUGGUGAUACCACUUCUGAUGAGCGCUCUAAGAUCGGGGACAGUUGAGACGAGGAGCAAUUCUGCCGCUACUCUCUUCACGUUAUCUGCUCUCGACUCUAACAAAUCGCUGAUCGGGCAAUCCGGUGCGUUAAAACCGCUUAUCGAGCUUCUGGAUGAAGGGCAUUCUCUGGCGAUCAAAGACGCAGCAUCGGCCAUUUUUAACCUCUGUAUUCUCCAUGAAAACAAGGUGAGGGCAGUAAGGGAUGGGGCGGUGGGGGUUCUCUUGAAAAAGAUUGAAAAUGGGAUCCACGUGGAUGAAUUGCUGUCCAUUCUGGCAAUGCUUUCGACCAAUCAGAGGGCAGUUGAGGAAAUUGGGGAGUUUGGAGGGGUCCCAUGCUUGCUUAGUCUGAUGAGGGAGAACUCUUGUGAAAGAAACAAAGAGAACUGUGUUGCUAUACUGUAUAGCAUCUGUUUCAUGGACAGAACCAAGUUGAGGGCAAUUAGGGAAGCAGAGAAUAUGUACAGGACUAUCUCCCAGCUUGCUCAGAAUGGGACUUCAAGAGCCAAGAGGAAGGCAAGUGGGAUUCUUGGCAGACUCAGUAGGGGUCACAAUCUCACCCAUACUGCAUGAAUUGAAGGAAGCCUUUGGUACUUUGUUAAAAAAAAGAGUGUAAAUUCCUCACCUUCUUAAACUUUUACAUAAUAAUCUCUUUUGAGGGAUGUUUUGGUCCUUUGGGGUAAACUUAGUUGUGUAAAUUCCUAUCCUGAGCUUACCAUGUCUAUCUAUGUGUAAUUAAUCUGGAAGUUUUAUAAAUAGUUCCAUUAUGUCUUUUACAUUGCUUGUUCAUUAAUGAUGCUUUAUUACUGCCUGAUUUGUGUAUGCUUGUUUGGCUCCAUUUGGUAGCCAG